Cricetulus griseus (Chinese hamster) is the source of this 1290-nucleotide messenger RNA. The record is from RefSeq and is a predicted model, not a curated record. Lineage: Eukaryota; Metazoa; Chordata; Mammalia; Rodentia; Cricetidae.
AUGGAGGAAAUAGCACCGAGGUCUUCCCCUGUCCCCAGGGGUAGCCACCUGAAACUUGAGCCUGUGCCCAAACCUUCAAAUUGCAAGAAGAAAAAGGAGAAAAGGAAGUGGCUGCAGCAAGAAGCUAACAUCCAGACCCUCACCAGGGCUGGCCUCAGGGCCCUGCAGGCUGGUCAGGCUCAGGAGGCCUUGGGCAGCUUCCAGAAGGCUUUCCUGUUGGCCUCCAAGGUCCUAUCUACCAGAGAUAGCCCUGUUCUUCGAGCCUGUGCCUUUAACCUGGGUGCUGCCUAUGUGGAGACCGGGGACCCAGCCAUAGGACUUGAACUACUUCUGAGAGCCCAUCCUGAAGAGAAGUUUGAAGGCUGGUGUCAUGGUGACCAGUGUUUCAACGUGGCUUUGGCCUAUCAUGCCCUUGGUGAACUGACCCAAGCUUUGGACUGGUACCACAGGGCUCUGGGCCAUUACCAGUCACAGGGGGACCAUGGGGAAGCACAGGCAAAAAUGGGAGCCUGCUACGAGGCCCUGGGAUGGCCUAAGCAAGCAGCCUGCAGUUUACAGGAAGCAAGCCGGGCCUAUGCUCGUGCAGGCCAGCUCUGGGACGCAGCCCUGGCUCAGGUGGCUGCAGUGAGAUGUAUGCUGAGCAGUGGGCAGCAUGGACCGAGUGAGGUACUUCAGGCUCUGGAGGAGAGCCGUGAGCUUGCUGAUGCUGACUGCAGCACUGACCGGGCACUGCUGGGGCCACUCUACAAUGAUCUAGGCAUGGGUUACUUCCAGCUUCAGCUGUUCCCUCUGGCAGUAGAGGCCUUCCUACAGGCCCUACCCCUGUGUCGACAGCCAGCAGAGCAGGCAACAGUGCUUCAAAACCUUGGAAUGGCCUACAAUGUCCUUGGCAGCUAUCAAGAAGCCCAAGAGUUUCACCAGAAGGCUGCCAAUCUACAUGGCUCUGUGGGCCAGCGGUUGGAGCAAGGUCGGAGCUUUGGCGGUCUGGCAUUUUCACUGAGCCAGAUGGGGGACCACAGGGCUGCUUGGGACAGCUAUUUGCAUGCCCUGCAGGCUGCCCAAGACACUGGGGACAUGAAAGGACAGUGGCAGGCCUGUGAGGGCCUUGGGGCAGCUGCAGCCAGACUGGGGCAACAUGAAAAGUCCUUGAAAUACUAUAAGGAAGCGCUGGCCCAGUGUCAGCACGAACCGGGUUCUGUACGAGAGCGGCUUGUGGCCAAGCUGGCGGAUGCCAUGCGGACCUUCUUGGCUCAGGAGAGGCUAGCCCGGGCUCCUAUCCUGGUAACAUGA